CUUCUCGCUGUCAACUUCAGCCACUUCACCGGCAUCUAGAGAUCCCGGACAUGAGUCGAAAGAGGCCGAGUCUGGUCCCCGAGGCCUUCGGACUGAAGAGGCGGCGGAGACCCGGGCACGGCGAGGCGGAUCCUUUGAGGGGCGAGUCAGAGUCGGCGCGCGCGGCGGUGGCGGAGCUGGUGCAGCUGUUUCCCCGAGGCCUUUUCGAGGACGCGGUGCCGCCCAUCGUGCUGCGGAGCCAGGUGUACAGCCUCCUGCCCGACCGGACGGUCGCUGAUCGGCAGCUGAAGGAGCUUCAAGAACAGGGGGAGAUCAGAAUCAUCCAACUAGGCUUCGAUUUGGACGCCCAUGGAAUUCUCCUCACCGAGGACUAUAGGACCAGAGUCCUCAAGGGCUGUGAUGGCCGAACAUAUGCUGGAGCAGUGCAGAAGUUUCUGGAUUCAGUGCUUCCAGCCUGUGGGGACCUUAGCUUCCAGCAAGACCAAAUGACACAGACCUUUGGCUUCAGGGACCCAGAGAUCACGCAGCUGGUGAAUGCUGGUGUGCUCACUGUCCGAGAUGCGGGGAGUUGGUGGUUAGCUGUGCCUGGAGCUGGGCGUUUCAUCAAGUACUUUGUCAAAGGGCGCCAGGCUGUCCUUGGCAUGGUCCGGAAGGCCAAGUACCGAGAGCUGCUCCUUUCGGAGCUCCUGGGCCGGCGGGCACCAGCCACAGUGCGACUUGGCCUUGCCUACCACGUGCACGACCUCAUCGGGGCCCAGUUGGUGGACUGUGUCUCUACCACUUCUGGAACCCUCCUCCGCCUGCCAGAGACCUGACGACCAUACUUCUUGUUGCCUGCCACCCCGGAGGGGCAUGAGAAGCUCGCAGGAGUGCUGUCCAGUGGUGGCUGAGCCGGUGUCACCUUGGGAAGGCUCGAGAGCUAGGAGCAUUGGUUGGGCUGUGUCUAUACGGGGGUCAGAUGUUGGGCUGCUGUUUACUUGGGCUCCUGUCCAGCAGUGGGGAGUGGCCAGUGCUUUUCUGCCUUCCAUGGAAGAAGAGCCAGAAACCCACCCAAGGCCGGGGUCCCUGCCUUUAUGAGGCGACAAGAUGGUGCUGUUUCAGGGAUUUCUACGGGUGCUGAUAUAAGAAGAUAGUGUUCUCUUGCCCAAGUGUUGGGCAAAUAAAACUACCAAAUAAAGUACUUCUGCCUGUGA
Molecule: messenger RNA, 1193 nt
Organism: Suncus etruscus (white-toothed pygmy shrew)
Lineage: Eukaryota; Metazoa; Chordata; Mammalia; Eulipotyphla; Soricidae
Gene: WHR1
Product: serine/threonine kinase 19
Exons: 7
Coding region: 51-815 (254 amino acids)
Biological process (GO): protein phosphorylation; positive regulation of Ras protein signal transduction
Molecular function (GO): protein serine/threonine kinase activity
Source: RefSeq, a predicted model, not a curated record